AUGGCUGAUAAUGGAAGAGUCCAUCCGGAGUGUGUUAAUGCUGGCAAUCCAUAUCAUGAAUGUGGAGUAGCUUGCCUGGAGAAGAUUGCUCUGGGCGAAACUCGAAAGUCUAAGAGCAAGAAGUCAGACAGUCCAAGAAGUUUCAAACAAGUUCAGCAUAUCAGAAAGAAUGAUGGAGAAAGAAGAGUUGCAAAUCCAAAUUGUCCAAAAGCUGCCAAUCCUUUCCAUGAAUGUGGCAAAUAUUGUACUAAUAAACCUGAUGAUGCGAACCUUCACGACAAUGAUAAAGAUGCAGGGUCCUUCCUUCUUGGUGCUCCUGUGAGCAUGAUAAGGAAAAAGAAAGAAGCUUUAUCUCAGCCAAAUUCACCUCAUAGUGUCAACAAUAAUGUGUCUGCUGCAAAAGCAGCUAACGUUGCUGCCAUCGCUUCACCAAGAUCACCUUUCUCUAAACCCAACUCCAAUGCUAACUCUAACAAGAAGGUAGUCGAGUCGGACAAAAGCCGGUCCACCUCCUUAUCUCAAGAGGAAAUCGAUUCCCGUGAGCAGUCUUUCCACAAGACCCAAGCUCCAGCUUAUGAAUCAGUUCCUGCCUCUGGGGUCAUCACGCCUGAUGGUCCCUUGAGUCCAAAUAAGGGAAGUUUUACAUGCUUUGCGGAUCCAAAACCGACCAAGCAACAACAUGAAGAGAAGAAUGUCAAUACUUCUUCACCCAAGGCAGCUUCAUCUCCCAAGCAUGAUGAUGCCAAAAUUGAUGAACCCAUUAUGAAGACCAUGGAGUUCAGCUUCUCAGGCAUCUCGCAUGUGUCUCGUGACAGCGACGACGAUGAGGUUCAGUCUGUUAUUUCUGAUUCAUGUGUAUCAGUUGGCAAAUACCACGUCAGGGCAACCAUUGCUUCGAUCCUAUCUGCAAUCUUCAUCAAGUACGGAGACAUAGCUGGGAACUGUAAGCUGGAAUCUGUUUCAAUGCGCGCGUAUUAUCUGGAGUGCCUAUGCUCCGUGGUUCAGGAACUGCAGUCCCUUUCCGUUAGGCAGCUGACCAAGUCCAAAGUCAAAGAACUGUUAGCAGUGCUCAAGGACGUGGAAUCAGCAGGGAUUGACGUGCACUGGCUGCGCGAUAUCCUCAACGGACUCACUGAAGUAGUGGAGCUCAACAGUCGGCAUCAAGCCGCUGAAGCAGCCAAAGUCGAGUGCGAUCAUGCUGUAUACUCGACAAGGAAAGAACUCGAGUCCAUGAUGGAGGAUUUGGCUCUGAAAGAGCAGGCAGUUGUAGAGAUCAGAUCGAAGGUCGAGCAAACGAGGGCCAGGUUAACGGAAUUAGAGGCCGAAUCUUCCAAGUUAAGCGAAGCCGUUUCUUCCACUUGGUCCUUGGUGGAGAAGUUUCACUCGAAACCCCUGGCGGAUGACAUAUUGUGA
Linum trigynum is the source of this 1413-nucleotide messenger RNA. The record is from the annotation of a GenBank genome assembly. Lineage: Eukaryota; Viridiplantae; Streptophyta; Magnoliopsida; Malpighiales; Linaceae.